Messenger RNA from Drosophila busckii, 1504 nucleotides. RefSeq names its product multifunctional protein ADE2 (gene Paics). Gene Ontology annotation, molecular function: phosphoribosylaminoimidazolesuccinocarboxamide synthase activity. The transcript is spliced from 5 exons. Gene Ontology annotation, biological process: 'de novo' IMP biosynthetic process. Lineage: Eukaryota; Metazoa; Arthropoda; Insecta; Diptera; Drosophilidae. The record is from RefSeq and is a predicted model, not a curated record. Bases 117 to 1400 code for a protein of 427 amino acids.
GCACACAGUUAGCUUGGAGCUUGACUUCGACGCAGGCGAGUAAAAACGAAUAACGAGCGCAAAGCGUAACGCGCAUAACACGUGAGAAUUCUAAUUGAAAGUACUGCAACUCCAAAAUGUCAACACCAACGUCGAUUGAGGGCUACAAACUGGGCAAGGCGCUGAUCGAGGGUAAAACCAAGGUGGUAUACAAUCUGCCCGAGCAGCCCGGACUAUGUUUGCUGCUGAGCAAGGAUCGCAUUACCGCUGGCGAUGGCGUCAAGGCGCACGAUCUGGCUGGCAAAGCUGAAAUCUCCAACACAACAAAUGGACUGGUGUUUCGCCUACUCAACGAGGCUGGUGUGCGCACCGCCUACGUGAAACAGUGCGGCCCCAAGGCUUUCAUUGCCCGCAAAUGUGAGAUGAUACCCAUUGAGUGGGUUACACGCCGCCUGGCAACCGGUUCCUUUCUGAAGCGCAAUGUGGGCGUGCCGGAGGGUUACAGAUUCUCGCCACCCAAACAGGAGACAUUCUUCAAGGACGACGCCAAUCACGAUCCACAAUGGAGCGAUGAACAGAUUAUUUCCGCCAAAUUCGAUCUAAACGGACUGCUCAUUGGCCAGGAUGAGGUGGAUAUUAUGCGUCGCACCACACUGCUGGUGUUUGAGAUAUUGGAGCGAGCCUGGCAGACACGCAACUGCGCACUGAUUGACAUGAAGGUGGAGUUCGGUGUGGAUGCCGAUGGCAACAUCGUGCUGGCCGACAUUAUCGACUCGGAUUCAUGGCGCCUGUGGCCGGCUGGUGACAAACGUUUGAUGGUCGAUAAGCAGGUCUAUCGCAAUCUCACAUCGGUCACCAGCAGCGAUCUGGAUACGGUAAAGCGUAACUUUAUCUGGGUAUCGGAGCAGCUGGCCGAUAUUAUACCCAAAAAGGAUCAUCUUGUCGUUAUACUCAUGGGCAGCGCCUCAGACACUUCGCACAGCGAGAAAAUUGCCACCAGCUGCCGCUCGCUGGGCCUCAAUGUGGAGCUGCGCGUUAGUUCAGCACACAAGGGGCCCGAGGAGACAUUACGCAUUGUGCGUGAGUACGAGUCCGUGAUGAGCAACUUGAUCUUUGUCGCGGUAGCUGGACGUUCGAACGGCUUGGGUCCGGUUGUCUCUGGCAGCACCAACUAUCCGGUGAUCAAUUGCCCGCCCAUCAAGUCGGACAACAUGCAGGUGGACGUUUGGUCCAGUCUUAAUCUGCCCUCUGGUCUGGGCUGCUCCACCGUCUUCUAUCCGGAGGCCGCUGCGCUCCAUGCUGGCACUAUUUUGGGCUUGGGCAAUUUCAUGAUCUGGUCUAAGCUGCGCGUCAAGCAGCUUAACAAUUUUGUUACCCUGAAGAAAGCCGACAAGGAGCUGCGCGGCGUGCGCAAUGUCUGAAUGAAUUCCAACAUUUUUUUUUUAUAUAAUUUUACUUUAUAAUUUCGCACACACAUCUAACGCUUAGCUUAGUAUGGGCAAAUACAAAUUUUUGAAAAACUUAA